Messenger RNA from Haemonchus placei, 651 nucleotides. The record is from the annotation of a GenBank genome assembly. NCBI's taxonomy places the organism in Eukaryota, Metazoa, Nematoda, Chromadorea, Rhabditida, Trichostrongylidae.
AUGUCGUUACGAAUAGACGAUUCGUCGAUGUUCACGUCAGCAUUGCAGUUGAAUUGUGGGAAAGCCGAAGACGGCGUUACUGAAGGCAAUGGCAGUACUGAGCAGAAAGCCAACGACGGACCGACGGACGACGGCAUGAUGCCAACGAACAGCUGUCCACCUGUCCACCAAAUCAACAAUCCGACCACUAAUGGAGGUACCCCUUCACCUGAGACUCCGUCCAAUACGUUUGAUAUUGAGGCGCAACAGAAAGCAUUUCAACGGUUUACCUCAAGUCUGGGUCUUGGAGGGUUUCGUUCCGCCUUCAACAUGAACGUCUUGCCACCGUUCCUUGCAGCACUCCAACAAAAUCCAUUGGCUUUACAGCAGCAGUUACUUGGUUUGACCGGUGGCUUGAGCGGUGUGUCACCGGGACCUGAUGAAGAAGACGAAAUGGAGAACGGCGCAACCACCGAACCGGAAGAUUUGACGAUGAGUUUCCGCAAGGAUCCCAAGCUAGAGGAUCACCAUGGAGAAGGCGGCACGUCACUGGGUGGUUCGUCAUGGUCCUACGAAGAACAAUUCAAACAGUUGUAUGAGCUCUCUGAUGACACAAAGCGGAAGGAAUGGUUAGAUGACUGGUUGAGUUUCAUGCAUCGAAUCGGUGAGUAG